AAAAUACUUAAGAAACGUUAGGAACCAAAUAUUUGAGUAUUUGUUCUCUCGAGGAUCAUUGUAGAUGUAACACACACAGGACAGCAUGGCUGAUGAACCUCCAGAGAAGAAAAUUAAACAAAAUAAACCCUCAAAUGAAGAGGGUGAAGAGAGAAUAAACUGGAGGAAACGGAAAGAACAAAAGAAAGAGGAGAAGAGACGGAGGAAAGAGAGCAAACUCAUCCAGCAGCUGGAGAAACAGGAGCAGAAGCAGAAGAAAGAGGAGGAAAACAAGCAGCAGGUUCAGCAGGAAGAGAAGGAAAGUAAAGGUCGUGCGUAUACUUUGAGCGUGGCUCUGCCAGGCUCAGUGAUGGAUAACGCUCAGUCACCAGAGCUGCGGACGUACCUGGCGGGUCAGAUCGCCCGGGCGUGUGGUGUGUUCUGCGUGGAUGAGGUGGUCAUAUUUGACGAGCUGGGCGAGAACGCGAAGAGCGUUGAGGGAGAGUUCAGAGGCAUUGGAAAGAAAGGCCAGGCCUGCGUCCAGCUCGCACGCAUCUUGCAAUACCUCGAGUGUCCACAAUAUCUGCGGAAAUCUUUCUUCCCGAGGCAUCCAGACCUGCAGUUUGCUGGUCUGUUGAAUCCUCUGGACAGCCCGCAUCACAUGCGCAUGGAUGAGGAGGCGGAGUUUCGAGAGGGGGUCGUGCUCGACCGGCCCAGCAAACCGGGGAAAGGGUCCUUCGUCAACUGCGGGAUGAGGAAGGAAGUUCAGAUCGAUAAACAGCUAAAAACGGGACUGAGAGUGACUGUACAGCUUAACAAGAACCAAAACAAAGAGGGUAGAGUGUAUAAAGGUGCAGUUGUGGCUCCUCACGUCCCGAGGACAGAAGGUGGGCUGUACUGGGGCUACAGCGUCCGACUGGCUUCCUGUCUCAGCGCCGUGUUCACAGAGUGUCCGUAUAAAGGCGGGUAUGAUCUGACCAUUGGCACAUCAGAGAAGGGAAAGAACGCAGAUCACGUCACUUUAUCUCCAUUCAAGCACAUGCUGGUGGUGUUUGGUGGUCUUCAGGGGCUGGAGGCCAGUGUUGAUGCCGAUGAGAAUCUGAACAUCACUGAACCCAGCGUGCUCUUUGACCUUUACCUCAACACCUGCCCUGGGCAGGGCAGUCGCACCAUCCGCACCGAGGAGGCCAUACUGAUCAGUUUAUCAGGACUCAGGCAGAAAAUCGCAGCUGUAUUUCCUGACCUGUCCAAAGGAUGACCACAGGAAGUGCAUUUAAAGGACUAUAACUGUCUGCAGCAGGAAGUGCAGCAACUGGAUGAGCUGACCGUGUCCACUCAUAUCUGUAAAAUCAAAAGCCUUGACCUUAUGAAUUUAAAGUGUAUACAACUUUUGCAUUCUUUAUCAAUGUACAUUUUGUGAAUCAUUUUGUAUUGACUCUUUAUUGAAAUAUUACUUUGUAUCAGUGAACUGUCAAAGUUAGAACCAUAAACGAACAAAUCAUGAAACUCUGUUUUCAAACAUAUACAUUUAUUUUUUCAAGACAGGCAUGUAAAGAACAUUCAUAAUGAGCAAAACAGUCCGCUCAUAUACUGUCAGAAUACUGCAACCAUGAGUAAUAAUCAUCAUUAUCAUAAAGGUACAUACUGAUUUCAGUCUGAAACCCUGUCCAGAUCAGUUCAUCUCAAUACAAUGCCCAUUACCCACAAUCCCUCUGCUCUUGUGCUUGGGCAGAUGGUUGAUUCAACAUUAAGGGUGAUAACUGAGGUCAUUUCGAGCAGGACUUGAAAAUUAAAUUUAAAAAUGUAAUGUUUCAGAUGUUUACAGUGAAAUUUGUCAUUCCGUUCUUCUC
This is a messenger RNA of Megalobrama amblycephala (Wuchang bream), 1829 nucleotides long. It is a transcript of the gene spout1, whose product is annotated as SPOUT domain containing methyltransferase 1. The transcript is spliced from 12 exons. Lineage: Eukaryota; Metazoa; Chordata; Actinopteri; Cypriniformes; Xenocyprididae. The record is from RefSeq and is a predicted model, not a curated record. Gene Ontology annotation, cellular component: spindle pole centrosome; mitotic spindle; kinetochore. Gene Ontology annotation, biological process: miRNA processing; maintenance of centrosome location. Gene Ontology annotation, molecular function: miRNA binding. Bases 86 to 1237 code for a protein of 383 amino acids.